CCCCCGGGCCACCGGAGGCUCUUUGGUUAGUUUAAAUAAGCUCUAAAAUGACCUCCUUGCCCAACCCCUCUGACGAAUCCCCAAGGCUCUUUGUGCUUAAUAUUUGUCGGUAAAGCACUAUAUUUAUGAUAUAAACUGAUAAAGUUUAUAAAAUGGCACUAUUAUAAUGACAAUACCGCAAUAUUUUCUGACAUAUACUUAAAAAAAUCGCUAAAAUGUGAGUUUAUGUAACAUGCACCUUCAGUUUUAUUUCAAGAAGUUUGAUAAAUAGUUGCGUCGCAAUUGAGAAGGUGCAGCGUUAAAUGCUUCUUGAAAACUCAAUUUAAUGUAUAAUAGAUUGAGUUGAGGAGACAGCGUCUCUAUUAAAUUUUUCUAUUAAAAUGGUCAAAUUUAUAAUUCAAUAAUUAAUGAGAGCCUUGGCCAUAAGACACUUGUAAUAGUAUAUAACAUUAUUUUUAGUUUUAAAGGCUCCUUAGGUGGGUCUCUAGGCUCCAUGCUAAUCCUUGAGGUUUAUUUAGUUUCCUUAUAAGCAUAUUACAGUUUCAUUUAUCAAAUAAUGAAGAAUAUAAAAUAUUCAUGCUGAUUUUGUAUAAUUCAGUAACAAUACUGUUAACUAAUUAUUAUUGCUUCAAGGAAAUUGAUAACAGAGCCGUGCAUAUGCAAUAAUUAGUAUACAGAAAUAACCUUUUAUAAUCCAUUGUUCUUAGGUUAAGAUUGCAUUGGAUUUUUUGGCAGAAUACCGCUAGAAUGCCUUUAAAGGGAUAAGUUAAAUUUUAUCACCUCAUCUACAAUGAGUAAAGAUGAUUUUGAUAUAUUCCGUCACCUGUCUAAGCCAGAAAAGGCUACCAGUGCCCUGGAUCUUUUAUCGGGCCUCCAUGACAGACAAAGGGGAAAUGCCAAUAAAAAAAUUAGUCAUAAUGAAAACCUUGGACUAUUUGCCGAAGAUCAGCUUGUUAGGAAACAGGACCUUAAGGAGAUGCGUUGUGAAAUGCCGGGUCACCCAAGAUCAACCUUCCUCAUGGUGUUCAGUCCCGACGGUAGACGAUCCGCAUCAACUCACGGCAACCACAGCAUUUACGUUACCGACCUAAGAAGCGGUAAAAACAUUAAAACAUUGGUGGGUCAUCCGCGCACCCCUUGGUGUAUCGCUUUUCAUCCUACGUCUGAUCAAAUCGUCGCGUCGGGCUGUUUGGGCGGUCAAGUGAGGAUAUGGGACUUGAGUGGUGGCAGUGAAGUUUGGACGACGGCUACAGAAUCGGUUAUAGCUUCCAUAGCCUUUCAUCCUAACGAUAGAAUUCUAGUUAUAGCCACGUUGAAUGAAGUUUACUUUUGGGAUUGGAGCCGACCAGAGCCUUUUGUUCACGUUGCCACAAGCAAUCAGAAAGAAAAGGUGAGGUAUGUGGCGUUUGACAAGCUGGGUCACAAAUUAAUUACAGGAAUAGCGAAUAACCCGCAAACCAGAUGGGAAAGAGUGAGAGCUCCGGUACCGGUACCGAGACAAGAGAGAUCUGCGAGCCCUUAUCGACGAAGAAUUACCCAGAGAUUGGUGACUUCGGCUGGAAAUGUUCCAAGUGCGCAACCGCCGCUGACGCGACCUUCGCCCACACCAGAAGUAGAAAGUAGCUCAGCAAUACCGGAAAGGGAAAGGCGCAUAACGCAGUGCUACAGAAACUUAGUGCGUGAAUAUGAACUGUUGGUGCAUAGAUAUCUACAGUUGUACAGACCUCCUACUAUGAUUGACAGGGGCACAGACCCGAUGGAACCGAGUUAUUUAAACAGUGGCACCCAAACUGCUUCAAGUAAUAAUACUAUUAACGAAGAUCCAUCGCAGCCUGGACCGAGUGGUCUGCAGAACUCCAGAAAUGUGUUUUCGGAUCCCAUCAGAAACGAUCCAGGUCCAUCUUCGAGCACUCAAACGGAGCCUUCAAGCUCUCAUCAGUCGCAGCCACUCAUAACUCCGAGUAGAAUAUUCACGGUGAUAAGAAAACCGCCUAGUUCUAUACAAAGUACUCAGACCACCGAGUCUAGGAAGCAUAAAAGCGAAGUUGGCGAAUCUAGCAGGACUAACGAGAAAAGGUUUAAACGUAACGAUAAUGCACCUGCUUCUACGAGCGAGACUUCCCAGGAACCCAACCGAUCAGAAGAGGGAGGAACCGGUAGUACUGAGGACAGAACUCUAGUUGUUAAUUUAGAAAGAUUACCCACAGGGAGUAAUACCGAAACUUCGUCCCAAGAAGAGCCUCAAAAUUUAACCCGCUACAAACCAGAGAGAAAAUUCAAGAGACGCUUUUCGGAAAAUCUAAAUUUAGUAGGUUCCCAGCGCGACAAUACAAGGUACCCAAGGCCCCCUAGCGAAAUAAGCAAUAGCCAUAGCGAAAGAAUGGCGAUGUUAGCGUAUAUUAGAGCCAAUUGGCGUUAUCCGGGAGAUGCGAGAAAUGCGGCUAGGUCUCGUCGUGACAAUGCAUCAUUUGCCGGACAACCGGGGCCAUCUGGAGGCAGACGUCAUAGGGAAGCCGCCUCGCGUGGAAAUGCCGAACCAAACGCGCAGGACACCCCAAUAGAUUUAACGCAGCCAAGGAUCGCGGAAAACGAUCGACUAGAUGACAACCAAAGAGCAGAUGAUUCAACUGUAACUUCCGGGAGUACGUCCGGUUUAAACGAUGGGCAUCGUAGGCAAUUAGUUGAAGAGGUACUCACGAAUAUAAGACGGAUGGCCGAGGAGGUGGUUCGAAACAGAAUAUUACCGAUUAUUCGAUCGAUACCGCCCCCUGAUAGACCGGAAUUGAUAAGAUUGUUCGAGAAUAGUCGCGAACACGUCCGAAUGCGAAUGCGACUGCAGCAAAUGUGUCCGGUCUUUUUGCGUCGUCACUGUCGUCGCACUUUCCGGAUCGAAAGUUCGACCGACAGCAGCAGCUCCGACAACGACCACGACGGUGCGAGACUGAACUUACGCCCGUCGGAAUCGAAUAACGCGAAUACGGAGAGCGGGUCUUCGGGUCUAAACGACCCGGUGGUCCCACUACUGUCCUCGACCGGUUCACGUGCUGCAAGGAACUAUACCGCGGAACUCGAUCAGCUCAUCACGACAUUUCUGAACGAAAUCGAACCGAACGAGGGCGAAAAUUCGUCCGCCGAGAAUCUUUCGCAAUCGGGAUCGUCAAGUGCACGAACCAGACCGAGUAGAUACGGCGGCCAUCCGUGGUCCGGGGGCGUUAGUCACCCACCGGGUCCCAGUAUUGACAGUUUGAUGAGCAGAGAUGAACUGCGCACAGACAGAGAAGAAAUAGGGAGUAGUUCUAGAAGACCUGAAAAUCGUUCUCCCUGGUCGAACCUUCCCGCCUACUACAGAUGCCCGUACGACGACACAAGAAACUCGCACCAUUCAAAUCCAAGCCGUGACGCCACUCCGCGUGGAACCUUCGGAAACGCCGACACUCGCACCACGAAUUCGACCAUUUACACCUCAUCUUCGAAUGGCACCGGCCCGGCUCAGCGGCGCAGGUUCUUUUCCAGGCGGGUGUCCGCUUUUAUGCCCACCAGGGUAAACUACACGAGGUCGAGGUCCAGGUGGAAUUCCCACUACACCUGGGGCAGGGCCGGACUGCCAAGGUCUCAGCGCAACCAAUCGUACGUGUUGGACGAGCUGAUCAACUACUCGGAGCGGGAGAAUAGCGAGGACGAUCCACCUCCGCCUCCACCGCCGAUCGAACCGUAUCCUUAUGGGACGCCCUCGGAAUUUCCUCCGAUCACCGGGGAAAUCGGGACGAUGUAUACGAAUAUCCAGGAAGAUGUGCAGUUGUCUUGGAACGACGUGAGGAAUAUGAGAGCGCCGUCCGUUGCACCCUCGCAAAUUCCGUAUAUUUUAAGUAAUUUUUCUGAAAGGAUGGAAAACAUAACGAAUAUAUCCAAUAGGAUAUUAAGAAAUCUGAGAACGUCUAUUAAUAAUUUACCGACUACAGCUGCAGAAGGAAGUGCCAGAAGUAACGGACUCGGGGGCGAGUCCAGAUUGAAUUUUAACGAUCCCAGUUUUUACGUUAGGGAUCUUAGGACCGAGAUAAACAACCCGGAACCACCUCUACCUUCGACCAGCAGCACUCACGCAGCAAGGGCCCAAGACGUGACCGAUCAUUUGCACGCGGUAACGAGCGAUCACACCUACCCGUUAAAUCCGAACGACAGGCCGACCGCGGAAGACAACAACGAUCCAUCGGUGGCCAACCAUCCCCUGUAUCUGAUCACGUCCCACAUUCAGAAACAGGCGAGUCUGCUACGAAACCGGGUGCAAAACAUCGAGGAGAUCGAUCGUGCGACGCGGGAAGUAUCGCAGCUGCAAAUUAUACGGCAGCUGGUUUCGGAGAUGGUGCGUUUCGUGCGUACCCUACCGAACGACAGCCGAAGCUCGGGCGUGUCCAGUGUCAGACAGAUGAUGGCCGGGACUAGGAUUAGCGAUUCGAGUCCUUACGAGUCGCCCAACGAGUCGGAGACCAGUCGUGGCCCGACGCAGGACGCUUCCAGACCGCAACCGGGUACCAGUUCGAGUUCGACUUCAAGUAUGGAUUUACCCGGUCCCAGUUCGGCGGGGGCGUCUUCUACUAGAAGAACUCCCACGAGGAAAACGUAUCCACCGUCAAGAUAUGUGCGGUUAUCCAGACAUUUCCAGAGGAGACCGGCCCUGGUGCAUUUAUUUUCAAAACGAUGCCCAAGCCGAUGCGAGAGAGGCGGGGUGCGACAUUUGCAGUGCCGAUUGGACUCUAGACCGCCGCUCUCUAGACUGACAACCUCCGGACAAACAUCCUCUGGACAGAUGUCCGCACUGAUAUCUCAGAUGCCCAAUUUUUCGAUCAUCAACUCGGCCACUUUGACCCUGAUGUCCAGAAGAUUGGAGCGAACCCUGACGGACCAGGUGCGCGCCUUUACGUGUGCCUCCCAGAACAAUGCAUCGACGUCGGGUUCCAACGACGGAACGACGACCCCGUCCGUGGACCUGCGGGAGCACAUGUUGGCCAUGAGACUGCACGGGUGCCUGCUCCGAAUGACGAGGGUCCUGGGGGAGGCGACGGGGGCGGAAAACCUGAGACGCCUCCGCAGCGAUCCGGUGACGCGCGACGGCGCCUCCAGGUACACGGCGAGGCACACCUUGAGCCUUGUCGUGGACGGUGUCACCCGAUUUAUGGAAGAAUUGGGCAGCGGCGGCAUCCCGAUCGCCUUAAGGACGCAGCUGCACGGCGUCUUUGCCAUGUUGCUCCUCUUGACCGAGUUGUUGCUCCUUCAAAUUGUCGAUUCCAUUCCGUCGGCCUCGGAAUUCAAUUUGGAUCCGUAUAAUUUAGUGGCGAGGGUCGAGACUAUUUAUACUCAAAUGUUGCAGGGCAGGUACAGCGAGGGAACAGCCGUAAUAAGCAGAAGUCUAAAAGUGAUGGGAAUGACCAUGCGAAUCGGGUAUAUGUCCUUAAACCAUAUAUACGAGGCGCGUAGAAGUGCCAUAAUGAGUCGCCAAGCGACGGAUAGAAGACAGUUACUGGGUAUAAUCGAUCGGUGUUUGAGGACCAUUGGCCGAAUGCAUAACCUAAAUAGUCAGGAGGCGGGCGGAAGUGGGGCUUCCACGAGCGGGGGAAUGUCCGACUAUAUAGACUCCUUUUAUAGCACCAUCAAUGACUUGAUCUCCCGGUAUUCCGAGAGGGACGAGGAAACGACCAGAAAUCAGCCGUCAACCUCCAGGGAGGCCAGAGAAAGGAGGGACGCGAUUAGUAGUAAUAAUAACAGCGAUACGGAUCAGGACGAACCCGACGACUCCCCAGAGCGAUUCCUUAACCGUAACGAAUCCUCGAACAAUCCGGAACGUUCCAGCUACACUCCCUCCCCAGGUUUCUGGCUUUACGCGACGUCGCAGUCGUCUGCCGCACCGCCUCCGCCCAAUCAACCGUCGAGUAGCGGCGCAGGCGGUAGCAGUAGUAACAGCGGCAACAACGUGUACCGCAGCCACCCUUAUAUCACGCUUGUGCCGCCCAGUCGGCGGUUACCCGCCGCGUCCGCGGCCGUCGAACCGCCCCCGGUCAACACGCUCGCGCCGCCCGCCACCGCCACUCGGCCCUGGAACAUUCCAUCGGUUCAAGUGAACGACGUGCCGGUUGCUUUCGAGCAGCGCAUGUUGUCACGACAGAACUUCGCCGAUACGUUUUCUCAGCUAAGAUCGAAUCCGCGAGUUGGUCUAUUUAGGCCGCGAUUCCUGCACCCGCUUUACGCGAGCGUAAAUCCGUUCGACGCGGACCUGGACGAUCUACAGCGCGAGCAAAUUUACGAUAGCGACAUGAUCACAACUGCAACCCCGAACCAUAGGAUUCAAGCGUGGGAGAUCUCGAAUUGGAUGGUGCCGACCAUCAGUAAUUCAUUGAAAAACGUCGUUGUAGGCGAGUGUAAAAUCCAUAACGACGCCAGCGUCGACAUAGCUACAGACGGGACGAUUUUAGUUACGCUGCUGCCGUCUGGUGGUUAUUUAAACGUAACCAACCGCUUAGGGGUAUACAGCUUACGCUGGGAAACUCUUGGCCAGUGUUUAUAUACGACGAGUUUCGAACAGAACGCAGUUUCCGUAUCUCUGUCACCAUUGAGCCGUCAUUUGGUGGUAGGGUUUGCUUCCAGAAGGGUUUCUAUAGUGCCGAGCGAUCGAUGGGUGAUGGCUCGGAUAUAUAAGAUCGAGCAAAAAGACGUUCCAGGCGACAGGCUCCCGGCACUAAGGGAAUUGGAACAGCACAGGGAGAGCAGGAUUAAUUGCAUCAGGUGGCUGCCUAGUUCCGGCCAGGGUUUGAUUUACGCCACCAAUACCGGUCAACUCGUUAUUUUAUCAUAAUUCUGAUCCCUUCAUUUGCUACUAGAUGUUGUAUUAAAGUUAUUGAUGCCCCCCCGCCCUAUUGUAGAUAUAGUGAGUAUUUCGGAGGAUAUUAUCAGAGGGGUUAUGACUAUACCUAGUGAUGUUCUGUAUAUUCUUGAGGGUUAGGUUUGAGUACAGGAUAUCGGUUUUGUAGGUUUUUUAGAUAGUGAGAUUUUUAAUAAUUUCUGUCGUCUAAUGACAGGCAUCUCAUGGAAGGACACUACUAUUUAUUUAAUAUUUCAUAGAUAAGUGUUUUGUAUUAUUCUCCUUUAUGGAAUUUAUUUUAAAGAGCACUGGUUAUUUUUUCUUUUUUAAUUUCUUGCUACAAUUUGGUCUUUUAUUUAAAAAAAAACAUAUUCAUCGCUUUAUAUAUUUUUUCUUAUGGUUUAAAUGCUAUUUUGGCGCAGCAUGAGGGAAAUCCCACUUUAAUAUGGCGAACAAAAAGUAUUAGAACCUACCUUGCCAGGGAUUUAUAAAUAAAUGAUUGAUUGAAA
This is a messenger RNA of Anthonomus grandis grandis, 7359 nucleotides long. RefSeq lists its product as uncharacterized. Lineage: Eukaryota; Metazoa; Arthropoda; Insecta; Coleoptera; Curculionidae. The record is from RefSeq and is a predicted model, not a curated record. The coding region runs from base 791 to 6844 and encodes 2017 amino acids. The transcript has 29 exons. Gene Ontology annotation, cellular component: intracellular membrane-bounded organelle. Gene Ontology annotation, molecular function: protein binding. Gene Ontology annotation, biological process: autophagy.